CGUAUUAGUAUGAAGGAGCCAUUUUGUUUAGAGCGUUGUGAUACGGAGGGUAGUUCGCGCAGGCGCGGUGCGGCGUAAACACCGUAUUACGGGCAGUAAUCCUACGCCAGUCGCCGCGGGCGGUCGUGUCGCGUUGUGUCGGAUCGCGUGUGCCGUGUGCUCAAAUACAUUGUAAAACUGUGGAUUUUUCCUGUGAUUUUUAAGAUGAGGGCGCCGUGACCACGGACGGGCUGCUCAGCGCCCUGGCCCGCCUGCGUCGCACCCCUCACCCCCACCCGUCCCCUAACCCCGCACGUACCGCGGAUGGGCGUCACCAAUCUCCCAAAAUCCAGCCGCCUCGACCCUCCCCUGAACGCGCCGCAGGUGCCGACGAGAGCAUGACAGUGGCACGCGGCGAUGGCUCCCCGGAGCGACUCGGAGGCGCGUUACGCCGGCUUCACUAUAAAGCCACCAGGCGAGCGCACUCUGUCGGCCGACACCAUACAAACACGCCACCCAAGGUGGUCGUCAUGGGCAGCAGCACCACAUCAGACAAGACCAUCAACACGAGCACCGACUCGGCGGCGACCGCGCUCACGUCCGUCACCGGCACCGACGACUCCAUGGACGCGGAGCCCGAGGGCGCCGCCAACCUCAUCGACUGCCCGCACAUACCGCCCGUACCGCAGGAACCUCCCAGCACAGCCCCUCCCCACUACCACAGAGCACAGGACAGCUCAGAAAUAGACUCCCCAGCCUACACGAAACCUCAGUCGGCCACAGACAUUUUAGACUCCCCACGGCCCGGCCCGGCGCGGUUCGUUUUCGACGUGCCUCUACCAGAACCGAAAAAAGAAGAGCGAAAGCCAAGACCAGAGAAAAGAAACAAGACCACAGUCCAAGAAACGGCCCCCUCUACUUCCAUACAAAUCCCCUACGACCCCAAAAUGGAGACGCCAAAGAGCCCAAAGAUCAACCAAACAAAAUACGAAACGCAUUUCAAAUUUGAGCCAGAAAAAAGGAGGGCCAGUGAGAAAUUUGAGCCCGACAAAAGAAGGGGGAGUGAGAAAUUUGAGCCGGACAAAAAAAGGGGGAGUGAGAAAUUUGAGCCGGAUAAGAGGAGAGGGAGUGAAGCGAGAAAGAAGAAAGAUAAGGAGUAUUAUAAGGAUGAUGUGGCGAAAUUGAGGAGGCAGUUGGAGGGGACGGAGGUAUUCACGACGGCUAGGAGGAGAUCGUCGGCGCACCAGCAUUCGGUGCCGCCGCCAUCUUCUAGAAGACAGUCUACUGCGGCCCAAGUGCACGUGACAGCCAAUCCCUUGGACGCGGCCAGCUCCAUGCCCCCCGGCCGCACAACCAUCGUGGUCCAGCAGCCGUCCCUUUCCCUCGACUACGGCGGCUGCGCGACCAUCCUCGUGCGAGAGGGAGACGACUGCAGGCGCAAGAGCCGCGUCUGCAGCGACCACAUACAGCAACUGCUGGAUGUGACGAGUCAUUUCACCAAUCAGGAAGUGGACGAGUUUGAUAAGAGGUACGGCAGCCCGCACCAUGCCCGGUCGCAGUCGGUCAAGGCAGCGAGAUCGCGAACGGGCGAGCGUCAACUACUGGGGCUGCCGCAGCAACGGGCGCGAGUGGCGUCUAUGCCCAAUACUGGGGUAGAAGAGGAGUAUUACAGACUGAGGCAUUUUAGUAUAACGGGUAAAGGCGUCGUGAAUCGGGGCGACUCCCUCCGGUCGAGAAGAUCGCGGUCCAACACCUCCGUGGCCUCAAGCGCGUCGAGCACAGAAGCCGUUAACAGGGCCUCUGCGCCUUGCUCUUUAGCUUCUUCGAGGGAUUCCUCAGCGGGUCUCAGCUCAUACCGUGUGCUGGUGCUCGGAGCGCCGGGGGUUGGAAAGUCAAGCCUUGUCGGUCAAUUUAUGACGUCAGAGUAUCUACACGCGUACGACACUAGUAUAGACGACGAAUCCGGCGAAAGGUCGGUCUGCGUGCUUCUAGCUGGUGAGGAGUCGGAGAUCACCUUCAUGGACGCCCCCGCCGAUCAGCUAGUGACGGACGGCUGCGCCCACGGCUACUGCGUAGUCUAUUCGACAGCCGAUCGCAGUAGCUUUGCCGAAGCCGAGCGAAGGCUACAAGGACUAUGGGCGGCGGGCCAUACAGCGCGGAGAGCCGUCAUACUUGUGGGGAACAAGGCUGAUUUGGCGCGGUCGAGAGCUGUUAACACGGAUGAGGGCAAAUCGUUAGCGACCUCAUACGAAUGCAAGUUCAUCGAGACCUCCGUCGGCAUCAAUCACAACGUGGACGAGCUGCUAGUGGGAUUGCUGACGCAGAUACGGCUGAAACAGCAACACGCCGAGCGAGUCAGAAAACGCAGCAGCGCGCGCAAGAAUCGCGGACGCGCGCGCUCCCCUCAAAAUGAUGUAACGGCUCCCGCGCCGCCGCAGUCCGUCUCCGCCGCAAGUACGCCGAGAAAACGCACGCGGCUAUCUGCUAGCGUUAAAGUGCGGGGCCUCCUCGGCCGCGUGUGGGCCCGGGACUCCAAAUCCAAGUCCUGCGAGAACCUACACGUCCUCUAGCACUCGGCCGCCGACCCCAUCGCCUGCUUCCCGUUCUUCGACUGCGCCACUAGCUACGCUUAGGAUUCUACAUACCUCAGAUGCAGUUUGGGUUGACUGAGCCGCUAGCAACGCUUAGGGUUCUACAGACCUCAGCAAUAUUGUGGGGAAUGAACACUAGAUACGCUUAGGAUUCUACAGACCUCAGAUGCAGUUUGGGUUGACUGAGCCGCUAGCGACGCUUAGGGUUCUACAGACCUCAGCAAUAUUGUGGGGUUGAACACUAGAUACGCUUAGGAUUCUACAGACCUCAGAUGCAGUUUGGGUUGACUGAGCCGCUAGUGACGCUUAGGGUUCUACAGACCUCAGCAAUAUUGUGGGGUUGAACACUAGAUACGCUUAGGAUUCUACUAACCUCUGAUCUAGUUUGGGUUGACUGAGCCGCUAGCUACGCUUAGGAUUCUACAGACCUCAGCAAUAUUGUGAGGAAUGAACACUAGAUACGCUUAGGAUUCUACAGACCUCAGAUGCAGUUUGGGUUGACUGAGCCGCUAGCGACGCUUAGGGUUCUACAGACCUCAGCAAUAUUGUGGGGUUGAACACUAGAUACGCUUAGGAUUCUACAGACCUCAGAUGCAGUUUGGGUUGACUGAGCCGCUAGUGACGCUUAGGGUUCUACAGACCUCAGCAAUAUUGUGGGGUUGAACACUAGAUACGCUUAGGAUUCUACUAACCUCUGAUCUAGUUUGGGUUGACUGAGCCGCUAGCUACGCUUAGGAUUCUACAGACCUCAGCAAUAUUGUGAGGAAUGAACACUAGAUACGCUUAGGAUUCUACAGACCUCAGAUGCAGUUUGGGUUGACUGAGCUACGCUUAGGAUUCUACAGACCUCAGCAAUAUUGUGGGGAAUGAACUACUAGCUACGCUUAGAUUUCUAUUACAGGUGUCAAAUGCAGCAUGUUUUGAUUGACUGAGCCGCUAGCUACGCUAAGGAUUCUACGAACCUCAGCAAUAUUGUGGGGAAUGAACUACUAGCUACGCUUAGAUUUCUAUUACAAGUGUCAAAUGCCGCACGUUUUGUUUGACUGAGCCGCUAGCUACGCUUAGGAUUCUACGAACCUCAGGUGCAAAAUUGUUUAUUCGGGGAUGAACUACUAGCUACGCUUAGAAUUCUAUUACAAGCCUCAGAUGAAGCACGUUUGACUGAAUAGUAAAUGAAAACUACUUCGAAUUGCUUCCAAAUUGCAAUGAAUCGACAGAGUAACCCAAAAAUGCGUUGUAAAAUAAUUCUUAGGAAUAAUUUUCUUACAAUUUUUUUUACAAAAUGUAAUCGAAAAUUAAAAUUACAAUGAUUGAUUUUAAACAAAACGUAGAUAUCUUCAAAAUAAUAUUCUCCUGUCGGUUUGAUACACAAACGCGGUAAAAAAAUCAACGUUUUUUGGACCAACCGUUUCAAAGACUAAAAAAAAGUUGUGUCCAAAAUAUUCGUAAGUCAAUAAUUUGGUGUUGUCAAAGUGUCAUAUUUUGAAAAUCAAGAUUAUGGUCUGUAAACAACCGGCGUAGGGUAAUUCGCCAGUAAAAAAUUACUGGCGAAUUACUCUACGUACGGUAUGAAUAAUAAUAUACAAAAUAAAGAUUUAUUCAACCAAUACAAAAAAUGGAAUCUAAUCAUUGAUAUUCUAGUAUAUUUAAAAUUAGUAUCACUCGAAAGGGAAAACACCAUAGUCCAUAUAAAACGCCUUUGAAAAGGACACGAAUCCAUGUGCCUAAAAAAGGACACAAUUAGACAAUCAGUCAAUUAAUGAUUUCUUUAUUCACCACGCAUUGUAAUUUAAAGAGAACAGAAAAUAAUUGCUUUUAACAAAUGCUGCCGCUAAACUAACAAAUUAGCUUUUAACGAAAUGCCCAGAACGGGAAUAUAGGGUCGGCGACAUAAUCAUAUUUUGUAACGAAGAGGGGUUUGGUAGUUAUAGAAGUUAUUUCGAUGUGUUUUAAAGUAUGAACGAUGAAGGUUUUCACAUUUUGUACACAUAACUUUUUUGGGUUAGUCUUUACUAAAUAUUCAAGAUUUCUUCGCAGAGAGUGUGCAUACUAAUGUAAAGGUUGCGGAAACUUCCCAAAUAUUUCUAAAAUUUCUUGGAAAUUUUAGGGAAAACUUACAGAAAACUUUCAUUCGGGAAAUGGAAAAUUUCAAUACCAAUAAAAACACAUGAAAAUUAACAAGAUAAACCUGAGAUAAAAAAAAGUUUCUGUGUACAAAAAUUGAAAACGAUGAUAUUAGCAGCUUGGAAUCGAAAUUAUAAGAACUGAAAAAUUCACAAUUUUUCCAAUAUAAUAUUAUAUCAAAUCAUGGUAUUACUAAAGUAGGAAGCGGAACAUACAAAAGUACUGCUUGGAAGUAUUAUUUAGUAGAAAGUUAGAAAGUGAGAAAAAUAUAUGUGAUCCCAUUGUGACUCCUACAUUUAUAUUAUAUUCCAAACAAAAUUAUAUUAUUGUAGAUGAUGUAAAAAUGUACGAUUAGAAUAGGUUUUUUUUGUAUUUGUUGUUGUAUUGUUUGCUUUCGUCUGUUUUGUAUAUUAUUAGCUUUAAGAUACCGGUGUAUAUGAGUCAGACGUUAUAGUGAAAGAUAUUCUAGUCUUUUAUACAGGAUAUGGUGACUGCUAUAAUAUUGGCCACCACGUAGUAAUUGGCCACUCUUGAGAAUAAGGCUUCGUGGCUUAUUUCUUUCUGAUUUGCUAGGAGUGGCCAAUUUCUAUGUAGUGGCCAAAUAGAAGUCACCCUUGUCGAAAAGUGUGAAUAAAAAUCGGUCAGGUAUUCAAUAGUGAAGGAAAUGUGGUUGGAUUUCUUUUUUUCAGGCUACAAGAGAAAUGCAACUCUGUUCCAAUUGAAAAUGGUUUAAAUUACAUUGAAGUAAAUUUAACUACGGGUAGGACCGUGGGCCUUGCGAGGAUGAAACGUUUGAAACAAAUUAAAAAUCUAUUCAGAAUGAUGAACUAUACAAGCCUGACCAAUUUUAUUCAUAUUAUCUGAGAUUUUGUAUUUCUAUUUAUGUAAUCCUGUGUUAAAAAUAAAUAUUAAUUUAAUUUUACUUAACUACUAUACAUACUAAAGUUAGACCAAAUUAAGUCUGCAACGAUUUUGAUAGCACACGCAUGCAAGUGUUAUUUAUACGUCAAAUUUCACAGAAGUUUGACGUUAAAAAUAACACUUGCACUGCGUGUGCUAUCAAAAUUGUUGCAGAUUUAUCUUGAUCUCACUCUAUUCAUCUUUAUGUUUACUAUUUAAAAAGAUGAUAUUGAUAUCUCUUGAUUGUCUACAUUUUUGGGAUUAUCUUGUAAUUUUUAUGUUUGCAAAAGCUAGCAUUUUUAAAUGUAAUCAAAAGGACCUUCCAGAUAAACUCAAAAGUUAUCUUUGGCUUAGUUUAGUUUUGGGAUAAAUACAAAAAAAAUGGGUCCACUGCUUCGACAUUUGAGCAAAACGAAUUAGGUAGGGUGUAGGCGCUUUAUUUCAGUAAUAAAAGAAAACUAGAAAAUAAAAGAUUGAAAAUAUUCACACAGGCACCUUUUUUGUGUGGGAAUAGACGUAUCUUCUAACCGGCCACAUGUCAAAACUUGCCAAAAAAAUGUAUAGGUAAUGUUGAUAUGUCAAAAUAAAUAUUCAAAUUAAAAUAGAAUGGGUGACCUUUUUAUAGGCAUCUGGGCGGUUAGAGCAUAAACUAAAAAAUAAAUGCGAAAAAAACAAAGGUAUUUUGUUUUUUUCUCCUAAUAGAUGAUUCUAGCAGUAGAUAUUACGUUAAAUCGCCAGUAACUGGCCACCAUAACCUAAAAAUUCACCUAUAAACAGAAUUCGUUUUAGUAUAAGGUUUCAUAAAUUAGCCACCAUAAGGUGGCUAGUUAUUGAAACCUUAUACUAAAAUUAAUUCUGUUUAUAGGUGAAUAGAAUUCAUUUUUAGUUUAGUGGCCAGUGUAGCAUAGUUAGUACUAAAAUAAAAUAUACCAAAAUUGCCACGUGAUAAAACGUUUUAUUUACAAUUUAAAAGGAUAAACACCUUGCCUUGAUAGUUUAAAAAAAAAGGUAACUGCCACCGAAAUCAGCUAAGCAACAAUAUAGGUAAUUUUUAAUAAGCACCGUGCCACCGAAAUCAACUAAGUAACAAUAUAGGUAAUUUUUAAAAAGCACCGUGCCACCGAAAUCAGCUAAGUAAUAAUAUAGGUAAUUUUUAAUAAGCACCGUGCCACCGAAAUCAACUAAGUAACAAUAUAAGCACUGUCACCGAAAUCUACCUUAUAAACUAAUAAAAAAACUUCCUAGCAGGCUAUGUGUUCCCUACUGGUACCAGACAGGAACAGAGGCUACGGGCAAUAAUUUAAUCUAGAGAAAUAUACAAAGUGAGUUGUCGAAUGGUUUAGCAGGAACAGGCUCAGGCCUCUGGUGUACUGCUCACGCUCAGACUGAUGUCGAGAAUAAUAGGCUUAGACCUAUGGUGCACAGUCCACACACAGGCUGGAAUUGUUGGCUCGGGUUGAAAUAGUAGAAUGAACUAUGCGCGGUAACAUAGCAUGUGCCUUGGUCCGUGUCCACAAACGCAAUUGUAAAAAUAUUCCCCGAAUAAGAAAACUGCGAACAAAGAGAAGAGCCACGCUAAAGUAAAGAUAUGAAAACAAAUAAGAUAAUAAAAUAAAAGAUGCGAACGGACUUACCCGUGACAAAAAGCGGUUUUCCCAAUUACUAAAGCGAUACUUAGUGGCCGUUUAAAACUUUUGCCAUCGAUAUAAGCCAAAUUAAUUCUAUUUCAUGAAAAGCUUUUGAAAUUAUGCAUAAAAUAUCCUCUUACGUUGACGUCCCGUUCUUUUAUUUUUCUUUUUGUCACUUGUCAAACCAGCCGUCGGGAAUUGACUCAUAAAAAAAAAGGUUUCUACCAAAGCGUAACGCUGCACCAGUUACUAACAGGUGUCCAGUUACUGGAGAAUUACCCUAUCAUUUAAAAUAGAUUUUGAUAUUAUGUCAUAAAUUUCAUAUAUAUGGAAUGCUGUUUUUGUACACUAAACUAUAAUAAGAAAAGUUUGUAUAAUCGUCUAUUCCUAAACAAAAUGAGGUAAGUACUUUACUCGUAAGAGGAUAAACAAAUCACGAUUGGCAGCUACAUUGAUCAAAACCAAUAUUCACAUAUUGAAUUAACCUCCUGAGGCCCAAGGUCCUACCUAUAGCACUUAUUUAGUUCAAUAAAAUUUAAAUAAUAUUCAAUUGGAACAGAGUUUCUUUUCCUUUUUUUUUUGUACAGUUUUUGAACAACGCAAAAUCAACUCUAUUUCCUACAAUGUGGGUUUAAAUUUCUGUGGCAAUUUUUGCAUUUUUCAUACCUUAGGGCCUUAGGAAGAUAGCAUAGCUGUUGGUAUAGAAUAGUCAAAAGAUAGAUUAUUUUACGCGGCAUGGCUUUUGAAAGAUGGUUUUUGGAUUUGGUGAAAACGAGUCCAUCCAAUUUUUUUUCCGUAGAAAUUGUACAUGUACCCGCAUUUUGUUUUUUUAGAUUUAAGCCCUAGACCUGUAAGUAUUAUUUAAAAAAAGAAAAUUGUUUCAAUUUGAGUGCCUGAUAUUUGAAGAGAUAUAUUGUAAUUUUUUGAUCCCUCCGUGGUACCCAUGCCUUAUUUUAUUAGUGUAUUAUUAUUUCUGUAGCUGCGUUACGAGUAGGAAUUAGUAUAUACAUUAGAGAAUUAAUAAUUAUCAGAAUUACUAGUAAUACGUAAGGUUUAGGUGUAUUUUUUCAUAUAUUUGAUGUCAAAUAGUAAUUUUACAGUAUUAGUCGCGGCAGUUUGAUUCAGGGUUUGGUAUAAGUAGGGUUUGGAAUCCGGAUCCGAAAUGUAUGAAAUUAUCCGGAUCUGGAUCCGGAUCCGCGGAUCUUCUCAUACAUUUCGGAUCCGUCGUGCAAACCCUAGGUAUAAGUAAGUAAAUGACUAGAUGUAGUUGGGUAUUACGUGAAAUGGCUGAAUAAGUAGUUUGCAUAACGCAUGCAGUCCUUUUCUUCCUAAUAAGGUUUGAAAGAGAGGCAUGCCAAGUCUGCAAAUAUAUAUCAGCUAAUAUGAGUCAAACUGUGCGCUACUUUUAAAGUAGUUUUUGAGAAGAUAAGUAUGUGGCUUCAUGAUAUUUCUAAUGUCGCAAAACGUUAUUCAUUCCAAUCAUUACUUGACGGAACUGAUCAAAUAGGCAAAGUGGUUUGAAUAUUGUUAAAGUUAACCCGUGGAGCGCCCUAGUAGCACACGUGUGAUAUUGUCUCAAUUCGGGUCGUAGCGACUCAUGACGUGUGUCACUACAGAUCAAUAUGGGUCAAAUUGCUUUGCAUCAAUCUGUUGUAUGGUGGACGUUCGACAGGUUAAAACCUUUUUUUAAUAGAAUUAGACUUGUUUGAGUUCAUUUUCAUCCUACCAAGAAGCGAAUUUAGAACCUGUUUUCUAAUGUUUUCAACUUCCUUUGCUUGACAUAUUAAAGUUUUAAGCCAUAAUAUAUAGUUUGUCAUCAUUAUACUCCUUAAACUGAAAUCGUUAACUUUACAGGAUUUUCGUAAGGUUAUCCUGUAGAUAGGUUAGGUUAGGUUUGUUUUAUGGUAAUCCUGAAAAGUUAAGCGUUUCUGAAGCAAACAAAUUAUGACUAACAAAAAUGCGGGCAAACAAUACAUUAUGACUUAAAACUUUUUGGGAAACAAUAGAGACCCGUUUUCAACAUUUUUGUCUUAAGGACGGCAUGUUUUAAUGUAAACAGUAAACUUUAUUUCGUCGGGUGACAAUCAAAAGUCACUAACUAACACCAUUGAAAUUAUUGGACAAUAAACUGUGUUACAAUUGUAAUAAAGUGCAUUGUUACUUUAAGUUUUUGAUAGUAAUUAGUGACUUUUGCUUGUCACCCGACGAUUUAUUCGUAUAUACGUGACGAAGAAGAAACAAAAUUUUCUAGAAAACCGUGGGUUCUUUUUAACAUCAGGAUUAUAAAUAGAAGAGGAACCCGAACAAGCCAAGAUUAGUAAGAAACACCUUUAUUGUUGUUUAUCAAAUUUAUUUUGUAUCAGAUUGACGUUUUGCUACAUUGGAAAUAUCACGUGUGAACCCCAGGGUCCAAAUAAAACACCAAUCUCACUUCACCCUUGGACCUUCCUGGACCAUCCUGUAUCAGCAGUAGAUCAACAGUAGUCAAGCUUAGCGUAGAGGUUCCGAUCUAUAGACCGACCGCUUA
Molecule: messenger RNA, 9749 nt
Organism: Cydia fagiglandana
Lineage: Eukaryota; Metazoa; Arthropoda; Insecta; Lepidoptera; Tortricidae
Exons: 16
Coding region: 378-2549 (723 amino acids)
Cellular component (GO): plasma membrane
Molecular function (GO): calcium channel regulator activity; GTP binding; GTPase activity
Source: RefSeq, a predicted model, not a curated record